AUGGCUAAAACCGAGAUGUUGUCUUUGUACAUAAAAAAACUGAGUCAUCCUCUGAAAGAAAUUCGUGAGCGCUCCUUACAGUUGUUGACUGCCAAGUUAAAGUUAGGGUGGGAGUUGGAUGAUGAGCUAUCGGGCACAAGAGAAUUAUUGGAAGGAUUACUAGCUUGGUUUGAGGUCUCUCAACCGUCGUUACAACGUGAAGUACUUCAACUUCUACUUACAACCAUUAAAACUAAAGCAGGCUCAUACAUUACUAAGGAGUUUGGGAUACCAUCAAUUUUGUCAAAUUUAAACAAAGUCAAACAUAAAAUUGCUGUAGAUGCACUAGAAGUUUACAAUGAUGUUAUUGAGACUUUGCAAUUCAUGAACACUGUAGUAUCUGACAGCAAUGUAGCAAUACCCAGACUUACUCUGCAAGACAUGACAAGUUCAGAAAGUGAGGAGGCGUCAAGUUGUAACUACUAUAAUUUAGGCCCGAAUUUUAAAUCCUCAAAGGAAACAUCAAUAUCCAAUGAUUCUGACGUACACACGCGUAAGAACACUAAUAUUGAAGACAGUAUUCGCAUAUUGCUGUUCCCUUGGGUAAACCUUUGCCAGUCCGACAAGAAGACUCUGUUGUUGGUGGAAGAUGCCUUGAGAUUACUUAAAUCCACAAGAAGAUGCUGCCGGUUUAUACGUGACGUAUUUCUUCGGGAUUUCCCCCCAGAAAUCUUUCUGAACCGACCUGAAAUAAUUAAAAGUUUAUUGACGAUAUCUGACGGGAGCCAUAGCGGACGACCCGGAGAAGCUCUAUUUGUACUCCUACAUAUAACAAAAGCUUUGCACAUGAGAAUUUUGCAACUGUCGUCUUUAGAUCUGAUUCAUGAAUUUACUAAGGUUUUAGACGAAUACAAAGAAAUAGACGAUGGUUUAAAUUUGGAACUACAGGAAAUAGCUGGAGACUGUAAUCCUGGGACACCCCAAGAAGAAGAUGGACUUAUAACGCUAAAACAGUUACCAAUACCAGUCUUUGCUUUAGAUACUUUACAUGUGGUACUAUCGAUCUUGGCAAGAAGUGCCAUUUUAGUGGACCCUGUCGACAUAACUGAAUGGUUGGAUAUGAAAGAGGUGAAUACUUGUUUGAGAAUAGUGGAAAGUCUUGUCGUAUUGUUACUUGAUUGUAUUAACCCUAGCUUCUGGAAUAUGGACCAUAACGCUAAAAUCUAUAGAGAUAUAUCUCAUAAAAGCUGCAUGGCUAUGAGACUAAUGGGUGACCUUUUGUUAAAGUAUAGGAAAUCAUAUUUUGAGGACCCAGAUAGAUCUCAUCACCGCUUGGCAUCCUUACGGCUGAUGAUGUCUGCUGAAAAACUGUUGCAUUGGGCUCUGGAUUCCGCUCUUCCGCCGACUACAUUGGUAAAUGCUAUGCAACUAGCGCAAUUAGAUCCCGCUGUCGAGUUAUUUUAUCCGGAGCUGAGUAAAAAUAUUGAUGUCAUUUUGGAGAAUACGCGGACAGUUGUUAAUCAGGAGUACAGAAGCAAGUAUAGAGCAUUAAAAAAUUUGUUUGCGAGCAUGGAUGACGCUAUUUUAUUCGCGAAGAACAAAACAUCACAUUAUUCAAAAACGAUUUUCACACGUAUCAAGAAUUCACUGCCCGUAUUAGAAUUACUUCAAAACGAAAACUUUUUGUUUGAUAUCUCAGAUAUUCUUCUUAAGAAAACUAAGGAUAUGGAGUUGACUGAUGGCGAUUGGUCUGAGGCUCGCAACAUAGCGCUUAGUCUAAUGGCUCAUAAUUUAAUCUGGGUUCGGACCACCUUCUAUAAACUACUAGGUGACAUGGUAAAGUCUAUAUUAGUUGGUGACGAUAAUUAUCAGGCUGAUAAUGAAAAAUGCCUUACACUGUUGUGCGACGUUGGUAUCCUAACGGAAAUAUGCUGCCACGGCCUGUCUUCUGCAGUAAAAGAGGUAGAAGAAAGUGCAUCCGACAUAAUGCUAUAUUUAUUGCGUGGACGACUAAUCCUCAGCGAGAGCUAUUGGUGGCGGCUACUGGCCAGCUUGUUGCCAGUAUUGCCAUUGUUGCAUGUAUACGCAGCCCAUGAAACACAGUUAGGUAAAGCUGUAUGCAAGUCUUUGGAGCGUGACAUUGCCGAUUGUAUGGGCGUGUCCGUCGUAGAGGUGAUGACGGGCUUAGUGAGGCUUCUUUUUGUACGAUGCGUUGCUGUACAGCUGGAUGCGGCACAUACUUUAUGCCAAAUGUUGGAUGACGAACGAUACUUACCACCGAAAGAAUCUUUACGUGCUGAUAUUUUGUUAAGUGCAUUACGGCGAAUAGAACCUCAAGAUUUUAAUUUAGAUUUGUCUAGUUCACCUACAAAAACUUUACAGACAGGAGGCCUUAUCCAAAUUUUGGAUGUAUUAAAACAAGACAUAGUUUUGGAUGAUCACGGCGAGUUCGUAGGAAGGAAGACGAUGCAUCCCACUUUAGAACCGUCGUUACGGCGUAGCACAUUACAGCAACUCGCGGUGCUGAUGCGGCAACAGGACUUGCAUCACACCUUCAUACAAAGUGAUGGUGUGCGAGUUAUUGUUGCUACACUAAGAAUGUCGCUUAUGGUGGACGACUAUUUGGCAUUUCCAGAAUGUGCAAUUAGUUGCGUGUCAGUACUGAAUAGCAUUUGUUUUGCAAGUAGACAUGAAUUGUCUAAAAUAUCUGAUUUGUCUGCACUACUUAUUAGAGUGAUUUUAGUAUUUCCUGCCAAUGAUUCCUCAGUGCUGAUGGCAGCUCAAAUUCUAACCAUAGUAUCUUGGGCUGGAUUCGCUUUACAAGAACUGGAUUCUUCUCGACAUCGGAUACCAGCACUACCGCUUAGUGUUACUCAACGGACAUCUUUACCUUUCAAUGUACAUAGUUAUUGGAAUACCAGCCCAAACGCUGAACACUCUGCUAUAGAAUGGCUUCUAACCGAGGAAGAGUGGCGAACGGCAAUCCGCGUACGAUGGUGGUGUGCGAAUUCUGUCACCUCUAAGCUUUUAUAUACAGCACCUCCUGCGGCCCCUUUGGUGUUAAAACCCACGGCUCGAGAUAUAUUAUCAUUGAAAGCAGCUUGUCCUUUGUUUAACUGUACUAAGGCGCUACAGUCUUUACAAAAUGCUACCACACAUAAGCAAGUUAUUGAUGCUAUUCAUAUACUGGAUAGCUAUGUAUAUCUAGUGCCGUUUGCAAAUGUAAGUAGGAAGGAGUUCAGUGCGCUACCGUGGCACCACACUAAAAGGUUCUUAUGUUCACCUCCCGCUUCGUCCCGAGAUAUUACACUUUUAUAUUCGUUGUUGCAAUUUGUUAUCGCUUACAUGGAUAACGUGCCAAAUAGUGAAGGCACAAUGUCAUGGAUUAAGUCGUGUUUCAUCGGCAAUGAUGCGAAUAUCAUUUCCCUAUUGAGUCGCAGUGAGCUUUAUCCUCAACAAACAGUACAAGAAACCAUAGAAAUCACGCAACUACACAUACACAUUGUAAAAGUUUUGAUUCGAUGUAUCGUCCUAUUGGAAUGUGAAGAUUAUGAUAGCAAUAGAUUGGAAAGUUUGCUUAAAAUUUUGUUAGCAUGUUUGGACAAAAUUGACCUAAAGGAUUUUCACAUGUUAGGGUACCUUAAUGAACUGAUGCGUUGUAUAAGAUAUGCACUAAAUUCCCGCCACUGUAAGCUUUCCGAAGAUACCCUCAUCCAAUGUUUAAAACUUUUAACAAGAACAUUGACUGGUUGUGCGUCUGGUGGUGGGUGUAAAGGACAAGCCUGCAGACUGGAUGCGAUGCUGUCUUUGUUGGCACUGUUGAGACAAAUUGGCAUAGAAGAUCUUCCUGUACAGAGGUGGAGUGAGCUGUUUAACAGUGACGUCGUUUCGGUCGUGGUUAAAAGUGCUAAUGGUUCUCGAGCAGAAUUGCGUGCUGCUGCACUACAUGUGAUCGCAGCACUCACGUAUUACGUACAGAUGCAGCCCCAGUUACUGCAAGCUAUACAAGAAUCGUCCCUCUCUGAAUUUGCGGUUCAAGUAUUUUCGCAACGUGGGGAAGCAAACGCCGUGCGCUCUGCCUCUGCCUCCAUUCUUCUAGCUGUCGCCUCAAGGGCUUCGUCACGAUCCGAUGUAAGUAUUCAUAAUAUUAUAAACCAGCAUCAGAAACCAGGAGAUAUUGAUUAG
Messenger RNA from Arctia plantaginis, 4164 nucleotides. NCBI's taxonomy places the organism in Eukaryota, Metazoa, Arthropoda, Insecta, Lepidoptera, Erebidae. The record is from the annotation of a GenBank genome assembly.